This is a messenger RNA of Westerdykella ornata, 2558 nucleotides long. RefSeq names its product serine/threonine-protein kinase YPK2/YKR2. The transcript has 6 exons. Gene Ontology annotation, biological process: protein phosphorylation. Gene Ontology annotation, molecular function: ATP binding; protein serine/threonine kinase activity. The record is from RefSeq and is a predicted model, not a curated record. The coding region runs from base 313 to 2217 and encodes 634 amino acids. Lineage: Eukaryota; Fungi; Ascomycota; Dothideomycetes; Pleosporales; Sporormiaceae.
ACCGUAUUUACUUCCCUCGUACGUCCCUACAAUCCCCCUACACACACAAACAUCCCACUUACCACCACAGAAUCUGUUCUCGUUGCUCUCCAAUCUCUUGCAUUGUUAUUCCUUGGGCAUCCUGCCAGUCUCUAGAACGUCGCAUCGUUCGUGCGGCUCGCUGCAUCUAUCUCGACUUCGCAUCUCCUCCCCCGCUGCAACCACCGCCCGCUGGGGAGCGCCCCCAACGAGUCCCCCACCAUCGCCCUCUGCCCCUGCACUCUGCACUGCAGCGCCCUCCCUUGAGGUCGCCCGUAGUGUACAAUCAUCGCCAUGUCGUGGAAGCUCACCAAGAAGCUAAAGGAGACGCAUCUUGCGCCCCUCGCCAAUACCUUCAGCCGGUCCUCGUCCACUUCGACCAUUACAGGCGACGCAGCCACACCCAAACCCUCUGUCUCUAGCUCUGCGAGCAGUACUACUCUCGCAGACUCAAACGAUCCCAAUGGCAUUGCGGCGUCACAGGCAAUCCCUCCCGCCCCACCGCUCAGGCCUGGUGUCCUCAUAGUCACUCUCCAUGAGGGAAAGGGGUUCUCGCUCCCACCGGGGGCUGAACAGGCCUUCUCCUCGAGUCAUCACCAGGGUUCGCUCUCGGCAGGAGGCGGCUUUUCAGUUGCGGGUUCCAUGCGGCCCAACUCCUCACGCAAUGCAGUUCCUGGCUCAUAUUCCUCCAACAGACCGCAAUCGGCAGCGGGCAGCAUCAAUGCCGUGCCGUCAAACCAUGGCCGUUACUCCUCUCGAUACCUGCCCUACGCCCUGGUUGACUUCGAUAAACAACAAGUCUUCAUCAACGCCGUGUCGGGCAGCCCCGAGAAUCCAGUCUGGGCGGGGACGAACACGCAGUACAAAUUUGACGUGUCCAGGAUCACUCACUUGAGCAUCUCACUCUACAUCCGCAAUCCCAACUCGCCGCCCAACUCCGGUAGAAGCGAGGAUAUCUUCAUCGGAACCUGUAAAGUCAACCCUCGGUUCGAGGAGACUCCAGAGCAAGCCGAAGCCAAGGCGAGCAAGAAGGAUAAAGAGAAAGCCAUAUCGGCCGGUCAGGUUGGCACCGAGUGGAUUGACGUUGGAUACGGUACUGGCUCCAUCAAAGUCGGUGUCCACUUUGUCGAGAACCGCAAUGAUCGAUUGACCAUCGACGACUUUGAGUUGCUCAAGGUCGUCGGAAAAGGUAGCUUUGGCAAGGUUAUGCAGGUCAUGAAAAAGGAUACGCGCCGGAUCUACGCCCUCAAGACCAUACGCAAGGCUCACAUCAUCUCUCGUUCAGAAGUUGCUCAUACCCUUGCGGAGCGAUCGGUUCUGGCCCAAAUCAACAAUCCAUUCAUAGUACCCCUGAAGUUCUCGUUCCAAUCUCCCGAGAAGCUCUACCUCGUCCUGGCCUUUGUCAAUGGAGGGGAGCUGUUCCAUCAUCUUCAGAAGGAGCAGCGAUUCGAUAUCAACCGCGCUCGUUUCUACACUGCGGAGCUCCUUUGUGCGCUGGAGUGUCUACAUGGGUUCAACGUCAUCUACCGCGAUCUCAAGCCCGAGAACAUCCUUCUGGAUUACACAGGACACAUUGCGCUCUGCGACUUCGGUCUGUGUAAGCUCGACAUGAAGGAUGAGGAUAGGACAAAUACUUUCUGUGGAACGCCAGAGUAUCUUGCCCCUGAACUGCUUACGGGAGGUGGUUACACGAAGGCAGUGGAUUGGUGGACUCUCGGAGUGCUUCUCUACGAGAUGUUGACCGGUCUGCCCCCAUUCUACGACGAACAGACGAACGAGAUGUAUAGGAAGAUUCUCAACGAGCCCUUGCACUUCCCAGGUCCCGAGAUCGUACCAGUGGCGGCGCGUGAUCUCCUGACACGCUUGCUUGAUCGUGAUCCCGCCAAGCGCUUGGGUGCGAAAGGUGCAGCUGAGAUCAAGGCCCACUAUUUCUUCCACAGCAUCGACUGGCGGAAGCUUCUGGAGCGCAAAUAUGAGCCCAGCUUCAAGCCGAACGUGGUGGAUGCCCUGGAUACGGCUAACUUCGAUCGUGAGUUCACGUCCGAGGCGCCUGCGGACUCGUACGUGGACGGACCCACGCUUUCCCAGACCAUGCAGGACCAGUUUGCCGGCUGGUCGUACAACCGGCCGGUAGCUGGUCUUGGUGAUGCUGGAGGCUCGGUGAAGGAUCCGUCCUUCGGAAGUAUCAGCGAACGAUGAGACGCAAGGAGGCAAAUGGCGACGUCAAUCGAAGUAGCAGUGGCCGCGCUCAGGAAUGAUUGCGACUAGUUUUGUUCAUGCAUGCGGAAAGGUUUGCGCUCCAUACUCACACAUUCCAGCCAUAGCGAGGUGGGCUAGGCGGAAGUUUUGACGGGUUCUGGGUAUAUGGGUUCCGCUGCGAUUCUCGUCGGGUCUUGUGCUGAGCACUUGGCGGACCCGGCGUCUAUGGCAGCAUUUGUGUUACCUAGUCUUGCAAUACAGACGAUACGAUACCAUAUGGUCUGCAGCGCGCUCUCAAGCAUGGACUCCUUCACAAGGCGCGGACGGUGGACAAGCUGUAC